GAGUUCCCCGAGCUCUCGGAGACCCCGGUAUCGCCUGUGAAGUGGGCCGCAGUGUAGGGCUGUGGGGUCGUGGGACCUGGGGCGGGCCAGAGCGUGCCCUAAGCGCAUCCGGUCCAAGUGUCUCAGAUUCAUUCUUAAGGAACUGAGAACUUAAUCUUCCAAAAUGUCAAAAAGACCAUCUUAUGCCCCACCUCCCACCCCAGCUCCUGCAACACAAAUGCCCAGCACACCAGGGUUUGUGGGAUACAAUCCAUACAGUCAUCUCGCCUACAACAACUACAGGCUGGGAGGGAACCCGGGCACCAACAGCCGGGUCACGGCAUCCUCUGGUAUUACGAUUCCAAAACCCCCAAAGCCUCCAGAUAAGCCGCUGAUGCCCUACAUGAGGUACAGCAGAAAGGUCUGGGACCAAGUAAAGGCUUCCAACCCUGACCUAAAGUUGUGGGAGAUUGGCAAGAUCAUUGGUGGCAUGUGGCGAGAUCUCACCGAUGAAGAAAAGCAAGAAUAUUUAAACGAAUACGAAGCAGAAAAGAUAGAGUACAAUGAGUCCAUGAAGGCCUAUCAUAAUUCCCCCGCCUACCUCGCCUACAUCAAUGCGAAAAGCCGUGCAGAAGCCGCUCUAGAGGAAGAGAGCCGCCAGAGACAGUCGCGCAUGGAGAAAGGGGAGCCCUACAUGAGCAUCCAGCCUGCCGAAGACCCGGACGAUUACGACGAUGGCUUCUCCAUGAAGCACACAGCCACCGCCCGUUUCCAGAGGAACCACCGCCUCAUCAGCGAGAUCCUCAGCGAGAGCGUGGUGCCGGACGUCCGGUCAGUGGUCACCACAGCUAGAAUGCAGGUCCUCAAGCGCCAGGUCCAGUCCCUCAUGGUUCACCAGAGAAAACUAGAAGCUGAACUUCUUCAAAUAGAGGAACGGCACCAGGAAAAGAAGCGGAAAUUCCUGGAAAGCACAGAUUCGUUCAACAAUGAACUUAAAAGGCUGUGCGGUCUGAAGGUGGAAGUGGACAUGGAGAAGAUCGCAGCGGAAAUCGCCCAGGCCGAGGAGCAGGCCCGCAAGAGGCAGGAGGAGCGGGAGAAGGAGGUGGCCGAGCAGGCGGAGCGCAGUCAGGGCAGCCUGGCCCCCGAGGAGGAGCCAGCGCCCGGCAAGACCGAGGAGAAGAAGGACGAGGAGAGCGCCCCGAUGGACACAGAGGAGACACGCCUCGAGGAGACAGCGGAGGGCCAGCAGAACGGCGAGGAGGGCACGUCCACGCCCGAGGACAAGGAGAGCGGCCAGGAGGGCGUGGACAGCAUGGCAGAGGAGGGGACCAGCGACAGCAACACCAGCUCGGAGAGCAACAGCGCCACCGUGGAGGAGCCACCCACAGACCCCAUCCCGGAAGAUGAGAAAAAGGAAUAAAUGUUGCCUUGUUUUAUGUGUCCUAAAUACUUUUUUAAUGAAAAAAAAAAUGUUUUUCGGUUUUAAUGGUGUUACGUGGUCUGUGUAUUAAUUUUUUUUUUGUCCAUAUCACACCACCAAAGGCUUUUGGACCAUGAGCGUCAGAGCCCUAGGGCAUGGCCACCUUAGGCUGUGAACCUGGCUCUUUUCCUUGGCUCUUGUCGCUGGCCCUCGACUGCUGAAGGCCUCGGAAUCAGUUGAGAGACGCCUGCCUCUCCGGAGUUACCUUCGAUGCUGCGGAACCCACUUGCCAUGCCUCGGCUCGCUCGGUGCUUACCAAAGCCAUAGCUUUAAACCUGCCUGUCCCCGUGGGCCCAAGGGCAGGUCCUGUGGAGGCAGCGUGUUCUUGCCCCUUGGGUUUCUAGUCCCUGGCAGGUACCCAGAGUCGGGUCGCUGGCUGAGGGAUGGUUGUGCAGUGAGCUCAGCUCACACAGCGUCUGCUGCUUUGUGUUCUAAUUAAUACUGAGUAUGUUCUGGUAAAUUCGUCUUUUUUUUGGCAGGGGGGUUGCCAGGGAUCACACUCAGGACCUUC
Molecule: messenger RNA, 1970 nt
Organism: Fukomys damarensis (Damara mole-rat)
Lineage: Eukaryota; Metazoa; Chordata; Mammalia; Rodentia; Bathyergidae
Gene: Smarce1
Product: SWI/SNF related, matrix associated, actin dependent regulator of chromatin, subfamily e, member 1
Exons: 11
Coding region: 164-1399 (411 amino acids)
Biological process (GO): negative regulation of DNA-templated transcription
Cellular component (GO): SWI/SNF complex
Molecular function (GO): nuclear receptor binding; nucleosomal DNA binding
Source: RefSeq, a predicted model, not a curated record